CCAGUUGCAAAAAAAUAUUUAUUUCAUAGUUGAAUUAUUAGUAUGGGUUAAAUACGUGUAAUUAUUUUCUGUGUGAAGUUUUAAGUGAACAGACAUAAUUCAUAAUAUUAAAUAACUUAUCUGCCUGUCAAAAACGAAUCAUGGAUGAGGAUAAAUUCGCUUUAGUAGAAAAAAUACUCAAAGAUGUCGAUAAUAUCCUGUCGAAGAACGCUGACUUGUGUUCAUUCGACAUUGUGCCCGUGGACUGCAAUUUUCAGAAUAAAUCACCAGUUUUGCUUCUAGAAAACUGUCUAGGUUUGGAAUCCUGGUGUAUGAAGCACGUUUACAUGUACUGCUACUCGGAAUUAAUGGACAAAUACUUUGUAAAGCCAAAACGAAAAUCUGCCAAAUCACCCGUUAACUCAGAGCGUUUGGAAAAGCUGCUUAAUGUGACAUUACUUUUAAAUCCAGAAUUGAGUACAUUCUGGAACAAGCGGAAGGUACUGGUACUAAGGUUACUGCUUGAUAAGACUGCUGAGCUACGGUUUUCAAAAUUAGUUUUGUCAAGAAAGCCAAAGUGUAAUGAAGCAUUUUCUCAUAGAAGAUGGAUAUUGGAAGCAAUUUUGAAAGAUCAAAAUCUUCAAACAAAUGACAUUGAGACAUUAAUCAAUGAAGAGCUCCACAUUUGCCAAUCAUCUUCAGACAGGAGUCCAAACAACUAUCAUAGCUGGAAUCACCGAACUUGGCUACUCCAGACACUUAAACUAGUUGAAAAGAAGUUUGAUCUUAAUUUCCUCUAUCUCAAAGAAUACGAUUUCUCCGAAGGAUGGGUGUCAAAGCACAUUUCAGACUUUAGUUGCUUCCAUUACAGACAAUUCUGUAUUAAGAAUAUUUUAGCUAUAACCAAUGAACAUUGGAAGUCAUUUGAGGCGUCUAUAGAUGCAAAUCUUCGUAAAAGUUUUGUUCGAGUAUUAGCAAUGCAUUUUCCCAAAGAUGCAACAAUGCAGGCAUCAGAAGAAGAUCUAAUUUCAUACUCUGAAGAAAACCUUAUUAAAUUACUUUUAUGUUACUCUUCAAAGAGUUGUGAUUGUAUUUCUGAUAAUGUUCUAUUGUGUCGGAAGUUGGAAAUUUUAUUUCAUGAACUUGUCUUAAAUAAUGAGUUAGUGAGAUUUUAUAAAGGUCAUGAGACACUUUGGUAUCAUCGGAGAUUUAUUAUACAUGAGAUUUUGUCUUCCAUGCAUGAUCAUUUUGGAGUAGUCAGAUUGAAUGGAGCAUUGGUGAAGGACAUCUGCAGAUAUUGCAAUUAUGAUGAUUUAAGGCAGAAACAGGCAAAAAUUGUCAGGUAUGACAGCAAUCGCAUAUAUUCUUGUGUGCUAUUUAAUGUAUUAUCAAGGCAUGAGCAGGAAUUUAUUGAAGAGAUGCAAAAGCAAUGUGACAAUUAUGCCGGUAGGCAUGAGAAGUAUUUAAAGUUUGUUGAAGGCCUUAAUAAUGUCAUUUAGAUUUAAACUAUCGCCAAUAUAGGUGGAAAGAGUUAUGAAUUGAAAUUAUUGUCUGAGUAUUGUCCUUGGGCAUUUUAAAGUUGAAAAGCCUCUUCUGAAAUGGUAAGUAAACGUCUUAUAGUAUAUAAUAUGUAAAAUAUGUCGUUAUUUCCCAGUCGUAUCAGAGUAAUAUUUUGUCAAAUUGUAUUUAGAGAAUGGUUUACCUUAUUACCAAAUCAUAGUCACAUUCUUAUUCGGGAAGAGACACACGGUGUCUGAUUAAAGCCCAUAGCACACCAGAUGCGAUGUGUUAAGACGUGCAGGUGAGCGUGCACUAACAUGUUGGAGCCAUGAACGCACGUCACACAUGCGGUGUGCCGUCUCUUAUAAGGAUCUGUACGUAUAUUACAACGCGCAUGCGCACGUGCACGUCAACGCACAAGCAGUUUGCAAACGCCACGGAAGGAAAGUAGGUUUAUAACUAAUUUUACCCUCGUAAGGGGUCCUGUAUAUUUAAGACUAUAAAUAAUAUUGGAAUUAUUAUAUGCAUUUGUACAUAUGGUUUUAAUUAAAUUUAUUAUUUUAUUUAUACACAACAUCAUGAAAAUGCAGCUUUUGUUAUAUGAUAAUAUACAUUUUAUGUACAUAACGAUUCAAUUUAUAAACUUUUGUGCGCCAACGUGUAAUUGUCGACUAACAAAUGGCGUCAUACAGCAAAAAGGGGUAUUUUAUUAAUUAUUUUAAUUUAAUGACAUAACAUUUUAUAGAAAAUAUUAAUGAUAUAGGUAUAGUCGUAGAGCAAUAAUAACAGAAGGUACCUGUAACAUAAACGUGUAACACUUUUGUAUUGCAAAGUUUGAUCGAUAACCGACGUCACGACGUGACGAUCUCUGGACGUCAUUAUGACGACAUGGCUUUUGAAGUUUUUGGCGAUCAAAAAUAUUUAAAAUUACCUUUUUAAAUUUCUACUUUUAAAUAUAAUUCAUUAAUAAAGCCGAUAAGUUAGGUGUGGAUAAACAAUAUGGACAGAACGAUCUAUUGACAUCCAUGUGAAGGUUGUCUAGAAGAGAUGUUUUUUAGCGAUAGAGCCGCCAGUUGUAAUAUUUUCUUUUUAUAUAUUUAUUUAAUCUUUAUUGCACAAUGCAUGAAGGUACAAAUGGCGGAAUUAAUGCCUUAAGGCAUUCUCUACCAGUCAACCAAUGCAGUGUAUUGAGGUAUGCAAUAAAUAAUAUUUUAUUGUAUUAUAACAUACAAUACAAUCAUCAUCAUUAUUAUAUGAGUCAAAGACAAAUCUUCAAAAUCCAUCAAAUUUUUAAAGUUCUCACUUAGUUUAUAUGCUUUGAUUUUAAUAUAAAAUAUAUAAAGACAUUGAUAAUUAAAAUAAAUAAGUACCUGUCA
Molecule: messenger RNA, 2855 nt
Organism: Cydia strobilella
Lineage: Eukaryota; Metazoa; Arthropoda; Insecta; Lepidoptera; Tortricidae
Gene: temp
Product: protein prenyltransferase alpha subunit repeat-containing protein 1
Exons: 3
Coding region: 141-1478 (445 amino acids)
Biological process (GO): protein prenylation
Cellular component (GO): cytoplasm
Molecular function (GO): protein prenyltransferase activity
Source: RefSeq, a predicted model, not a curated record